Spirodela intermedia is the source of this 456-nucleotide messenger RNA. The record is from the annotation of a GenBank genome assembly. Lineage: Eukaryota; Viridiplantae; Streptophyta; Magnoliopsida; Alismatales; Araceae.
AUGGAGGCCUCCAAACCCCGAAAGAAGAUGGCCAAGAUCGUCAGCCUCCAGCUGAUGCUGAAGAAAUGGAAAAAGCUGGCAGCUUCCCCCAGGAGCAGCGGUGGGAGGAGCCUUGGUCUCCUCGAGAGGACUCUCCCCUUCUCCGAGGUUCAAUCUGCGGGUUCCUCAAGAGACGUCCCAAAGGGGUUCCUCGCCGUCUGCGUGGGGGAGGAGAUGGCGCGGUUUGUGAUCCCCACGGAUUACCUGAGCGACGGGGCCUUCUCGGACCUGCUCAGAGCGGCGGCGGCGGAGUUCGGCUUCCAGCAGGAAGGUGUUUUAAGGAUACCUUGCCAGGUUUCCGUCUUCGAGGAUAUCCUGAACGUGGUGGGGGGCAAGAAGAAGGGAGCACACGGCUACUGCUCCUCUGAGGCCAAGGUGGUGCAAUCUCGUCAUGCCUACAAGCCGAUCUUUAGAUGA